AUGACUGCCCCUCAAGAAAGGAACACCAACGUCAAACUUCUCGCAUGUCUCGUCGACCCAGACGACACGGACGAUAGCGAUUACCGCUUCCUCGUCGACGGGCAACAUGUGAAGUACGUAUCCACAGCUCCAGGCACGUUUCGCGGGGCCGAGGACGACCGUACUUUCGAGCCCAUCCUACUUGGCGAGCUCCUUCCAUCAUUCCCAACUGGAGAUUGGAACAACGGCUACGCAGUUAGGGACCCUGAAACGGAGAAGGCUGUCUUCUCCAGGACCGAGACAGUGCAGCUUGCCGGAGUCAAGAACUGCUGGCAUCCCGUAAAACUCAAUGAGUUGGAAUUCACUCGUAAAGAGCGAUUGAGGCAACGAGUCCACGUCUCAACGCAUCCCAAAGUUCAAGGCGGCAAACCUGUGCUAAUCAAACUCGCGGUCUGGCCCUGGGAAAUCUCCUCCAUUGAGACUGAGACAGCCGCCUAUCAAUGGAUCAGUGACAGUGGAAUCGGUCCCAAGUUUUUGGGUCAUCUCACUGAGGGCAACGAUGGACGCGUGGUUGGCUUCGUCACUGAAUGGGUGGAAGGCGCGAGAGCAGCCAAGUCAAUGGAUAUCGACGACUGCAAGAAGGCUUUGGGUCGGUUGCAUGAGCUCGGUAUAAAGCUUGGUGAUAUCAACAAAUAUAAUUUUCUUAUGCGGGAUGGGCAUGAUGUGGUUCUCGUAGACUUCGAAACGGCGAAAAAAAACUGUUCGCCUUUGGAGCUCGAGGAUGAGAUGAGCGCCCUCGAUGGUAGCCUUGAAAGCAAGAGUUUCCGGGACGGGUGGAACGCGUCUGAAUGA
Molecule: messenger RNA, 831 nt
Organism: Fusarium pseudograminearum CS3096
Lineage: Eukaryota; Fungi; Ascomycota; Sordariomycetes; Hypocreales; Nectriaceae
Exons: 1
Coding region: 1-831 (276 amino acids)
Source: RefSeq, a predicted model, not a curated record